Messenger RNA from Cherax quadricarinatus, 2967 nucleotides. It is a transcript of the gene drk, whose product is annotated as growth factor receptor-bound protein 2 drk. NCBI's taxonomy places the organism in Eukaryota, Metazoa, Arthropoda, Malacostraca, Decapoda, Parastacidae. The record is from RefSeq and is a predicted model, not a curated record. Gene Ontology annotation, cellular component: COP9 signalosome; nucleoplasm; plasma membrane. Gene Ontology annotation, molecular function: phosphotyrosine residue binding; epidermal growth factor receptor binding. Gene Ontology annotation, biological process: regulation of MAPK cascade; signal transduction.
GAGAAUAUAGUGUGUGAGCACCCACGCUGAGGUGAGGUAGCCUCAGAUGUGGCAACGGUGUUUAGUAGCAAGUGUAAUGGGAGGCAGCGAGACACUCACUCUCGCUUUAUUUUAGACCAAAUCUCUCUAUACACUCAACUUUUUUUUUGACAGAAGAGAGAAAAUUCGACGUACCGCAUAGGCUGAGAGAGGCUUCUGUGAACCACAGUGUCUGCCACCUCUUGUGUGCUGUCCAUCACCAAGCUGUUGUGAGUGGUGCUUGGUGCCUGCACUGUGAAUCAGCAAAUGUUCACAGAUUUUUCAGCAUGGAAGCAGUAGCGAAACAUGAUUUUAAUGCCACAGCUGAGGAUGAGCUCAGUUUUAGGAAAGGGCAAAUUUUAAAGGUACUGAAUAUGGAAGAUGACAUGAAUUGGUAUAGGGCAGAAUUGGAUGGCAGAGAAGGACUCAUUCCCAGCAACUAUAUUGAGAUGAAAAACCAUGAAUGGUAUUACGGAAGGAUAACACGUGCAGAUGCAGAAAAACUUUUACUCAAUAAACAUGAAGGAGCCUUUCUCAUUCGGGUCAGUGAGAGUUCUCCUGGUGAUUUUUCGCUAUCAGUCAAUGGUUCGUUGGAAGAUAAAGAUAAACCUCACUCAUCUCCACGAUGUGGUGAUGGUGUCCAACACUUCAAAGUUUUACGGGAUGCGCAAGGCAAGUUUUUCCUAUGGGUUGUUAAAUUCAACUCUUUAAAUGAACUGGUAGAAUAUCAUCGAUCAGCCUCAGUCUCUCGCUCACACGAUAUCAAGCUCAAGGACAUGACUCCAGAAGAGUUCCUAGUGCAAGCCUUGUAUGACUUCACUCCACAAGAACAUGGAGAGCUGGAAUUUAAGCGAGGUGAUGUUAUCACCGUAACAGACCGAUCGGACCAACAUUGGUGGACUGGUGAAAUGGGUAAUCGUAGGGGGCUCUUCCCUGCUACGUAUGUUGCUCCGUACCAUACCUAGGUGGUUGCUGUAAUAGUACCUCUUCUUCUUGGUACCUUGACUCAGAAGGUGCCCAUUCUUGUGUAUCCCUUAUUCUUGAAGGGUACCCCCAUCUAGUUUUGGUCAGGUUUUCCCAGACUGUAUCUAGACAGAGACUGUGAAUGAGACCUUGUUCAAAACUGUGAAAACAAGCUGGCAUGGCUAGGUUGGCCUUGGUGUAUAAGGCAAAGACUGAGGGAAGUGAUGGUUGGCUAGCCACUAGUAAUACAGUAAUUGUACUUAUUUCUGUGGCUUACAUCCCAGUCGUUAGUUACGCCAAUAUUAUAUUUUGAGUGAUCCUCCUGCUAAAAUGGAAUAGCCUGCCAUGUGUUAUGUUUAUUAUUGGUGCCAUUUCAUAUCUAUCCUCCACAGCAGUUUUAUAGAGAAUCAUUCUAAAGAAAAUUACAUAUGUCUUAUUCUUGCCACAAGCUCAUAUUUCACUACUGAAUUUUUAAACCUGAUUUUUUGUUGCAUUAAACAGAUAUGUGAUCCCUGGAGUAUUGAAAUGUGUAGUAGCUUGAGGAGUCAGUUAAAUUAGCCUUGCAUGGCUUUGAACAUAACCAUGGUUAUUCUCAAUUGUAACAAUCUUAGCACAAAAAAUUGGAGUUUUUCAAUGUUUUCUUGCCUCACCUACACAUGUUACCAUCAUUACCUGAAUCUAAGAUUACAUGUAUAGAACAGAUAAGUGAACUAUAUACAAAAAAAGCUGUAGCAUAAUUUUUCAUAAUUUACAAUAGGUUAUAUGCAUGCCAAGGCUUUAAAUUCAGGUAAAGUUGGUCCAAAUUUUAGGAAUAUAAUACCAGAAAAUGAAGCUAUAGAUAUUGGCUUUUACGAAAACUGGUAAGCACAAUUUUUAUACUGGUAGAAUUCUAAUAAAUAUGUUGAAUGUAUGAGGUUAUAUGUACAUGAUUAUUAGUUAUACCAGUCACAUAACAAAUGGUCUGGAUAACACAAGUCAGAGUGGAGUGUGAGUGGUAGCCCAGCUGAGUACGUAGUGGUUGUGAGACUUAAUAAUAUACACUUGGAUGCUGAGUAACAAUGAUUUUAAACCAAAUGCUUGUUCUUGUUAACACAUUCUAUAAUUCAUACAAAAAAGUUCAUUAUUAAAUUAAAAAAAAUUCCUUCUGAUAAUUUCAAUGUGUUGGAUUUUAUUUGUUUUCCUGUUUAGUAUUUUGUCAUAUGGAGGCUAUUUCGGCUUCAGAGGUCUUGGGGCAAGGUUUCUAAGUAUGCUCAGUAAAAGUAUGAAAUUUGUUCUACUGUAGUACAAUAAUUAUUCAUUUCCUAUACAGUAUAUAAUUUUAUAUCUAAUUUUUAGGUAAUUAGAAGGAAAAGUAUUUCUAAGAUAUUUUUUGUUUGUAGUUGCACUGUGCACAGUUUAGAGAUGCCCCAUAGCUCAAAGCACCUGAAGUUAAUAGUGUUGGUUCCUAGUUUGUUCCUCCAAAGUGUGGAUUGUUUAGCCAGAUUAAUACUGCCGAGUGAUGUGUUGCAGGCUUACAAUUUAUUAUAAGUUUAAAAGAUUAUUUUUUGUCCAUUUUUUAAGAUACAAAUGACUAGCUUGUUUUAUAUUGCCUCCAUUUAUGUGAGUUUCUUUUUUUGGGUGGUCAAGAAAACGAGGUAAAUCUAAUUGUCUGAAUCUUACGUUAUACUUACCAGUCUCGUUCAUUAUAUUGAAGCCAGAUAAUCAGAGUUGUUACUGCUUGAAUGUUUUAAAAUUUUAUUUGGAUAUCACAAGUCUGAAGGGGACUUCUUGUGAGUGGAAUGAUAAUUAUAAAGCUGUGAGGAAUGGAAUUUUGAUAUUAUAUAAUAGUAAGACUUUAAUCAUAGAAGACAUCUGUAUUAACAAAUUGUUAUUUGAAAUUCAUACAAAGGGAUUUUACCAAUACCAUGAAAUCUGAUGUGUAUAUAUGUGCUGCUUUUGAAAAUAGAGCUGACUCAAAUUAAGUUUAAAUAAACAUGAAUAUCAAAA